Molecule: messenger RNA, 216 nt
Organism: Protopolystoma xenopodis
Lineage: Eukaryota; Metazoa; Platyhelminthes; Monogenea; Polystomatidea; Polystomatidae
Source: the annotation of a GenBank genome assembly
AUGAUGGAUGUGUGCAGUCCUCUCCGAGUGAUUGAGAAUUUCGCCCUAAUGAGAGAUUUAAAUCUCAGGCAGGCGACAAAUAGGCCAUCGUUGGCGGAGAACGCUGGUGAUCUGACGGAGUUCCGGUUCACUCAACGCACUCAAGACGGGGAAACAGGACGAGAGGUAAGCGAAGUUUCUUUGCACUUUUCUCAACAAACAACCUUAACUUCAUAG